Molecule: messenger RNA, 511 nt
Organism: Saccoglossus kowalevskii
Lineage: Eukaryota; Metazoa; Hemichordata; Enteropneusta; Harrimaniidae
Product: TNF receptor-associated factor 2-like
Biological process (GO): regulation of apoptotic process; signal transduction; regulation of canonical NF-kappaB signal transduction
Cellular component (GO): cytoplasmic side of plasma membrane
Molecular function (GO): tumor necrosis factor receptor binding; zinc ion binding
Source: RefSeq, a predicted model, not a curated record
AAAAGAAAUGAUGCCUUAUCCGGUCGUACUACAUCCAUCUACUCACCGUGCUUCUUCACCAGUCGUCAUGGUUACAAGAUGUGUGCCCGAAUAUACCUGAAUGGAGAUGGAAUGGGCAAGGGAAACCAUGUCUCCCUGUUCUUUGUCAUCAUGAGGGGCACAUUUGAUGGGUUGCUGAGAUGGCCAUUCAGACAAAAGGUCACUUUCAUGCUGCUAGAUCAAAACAACAGAGAACAUGUCAUUGAUGCAUUUCGUCCGGACCCUACAUCGAAUUCCUUCAAGCGUCCUACCGGCGACAUGAAUAUUGCCAGCGGCUGCCCUUUAUUCAUGCCUUUAUCUCAACUGGACAGCAGUCGAUAUGCUUACGUAAAAGACGAUUGUAUUUUUGUCAAGGUGAUCGUAGACACUACAGAUUUAAACUGAAUCAUAUGGCUCUCAUUUCUGGUUUGCCUGUACUGCUGUGUAACUGUUAUAUGUUCUGCACCUUACAGUGUUGUCAUUAUUGUUUUCC